GUGCUGCCCCUGGCCCGCGCCCUGGCCCUGCAGGCCGAGACCGCCGGGGCGCCCUCCCGACCACAUCGCCGUGGCCGAGGACGGCUUCCCGCGCUGCCGCACCGUGACGACCGGGAAGUACGUGGCAGAGGACUUCUCGGAGGUCACGGUGGCGACCCGCGCGCGCACGCGCAAGUGCUCGGAGAUCGCGGCGAGCGGCAAGGCCACGCUCUUCUGGCAGGACAAGACCGGCAGCGGCGCGUGGGUGUCGGCCGCCUGCGCCGCCUCGGUGGAGCACGGCGAUGCCGAGGAGGGCAAAGCCAAGGUCCGGCUCGUGGCGCGGCGCCUGGAGGUGCAGGACUACAACGCCAACAUCACAGGCGGCGGCACGGACUGCUGGCGGCCGAUGGUGCUGGAGCGGGUCGAGGGCGGCUGGCGGAAGGUGCCCUGA
Molecule: messenger RNA, 430 nt
Organism: Prorocentrum cordatum
Lineage: Eukaryota; Dinophyceae; Prorocentrales; Prorocentraceae
Source: the annotation of a GenBank genome assembly